AUGCUGAAGCUGGACUUGACCGACGCCCCCUUCGGCUUCGACUCGCCCUCUUUUUUCCACCUCGACACCACCACCGGUUCCCAGACGCCCUUCUCUUUUGGCCUCGAUCCCUGGACCCUAGCCUACGUCGUCGUGCCGAUCAUCGCUUUUACACCGAUCGCGACCUACAUCAUGUUUCCUCUGCUGAUGAAAGGCAUUGGUUCCCUGCUGGGAUGGUACCUACGAAAAAAGACAGAGGGAAGGAGAGCACAGCUUCUGGAGCUCAAGACUGCUGAGCAACAGUCAUUCAAGAACACCCAAAAGAGCUCCAGCAGCGGGAAGAACAAUGUGCAGGCACAAGCUUCCGGAAGCUCCGAAAAGAAGGACUCAGAAUGGACCGGGGUCGUUGGGUUCUUCCACCCUUUCUGUAACGCUGGCGGAGGAGGAGAGCGAGUCCUUUGGGCUGCGAUCAAGACCACUCAGGAGAGAUACCCUAAUGCACUCUGUGUUGUGUACACUGGCGACCAUGAAGUGAACAAGCAGGCCAUGCUCGAGCGCGUCAAGACCCGGUUCAACAUCGACCUGCAUCCCCCGACCAUCAACUUCCUCUACGUCAGCACAAGACACCUCGUUCUGGCCUCGACAUGGCCUCACUUCACCCUCCUUGGACAAUCGAUUGGAUCUGUAGUGUUGGCAUGGGAUGCCUUCCAGCUCCUUAACCCUGACAUCUUCAUUGAUACUAUGGGCUAUGCCUUCUCCCUGGGUUUGUGCAAGUUGCUCUUUCGCAGAGUUCCUACUUGUGCCUAUGUUCACUACCCGACAAUUUCGACUGAUAUGCUGGAAUCACUGGACCCCAAGGCCGAGACUGGAAGUCAGGGCGUCAACGCCGGCAAAGGCGUUGGUAUCCGAGGCAAGGUCAAGAAGUUCUACUGGAAGAUGUUUGCGGCCUUGUACUCCCGGGUUGGAUCUACUGUUGACAUUGUCAUGACAAACUCGACCUGGACCCAAGGUCAUGUCCAGAAACUCUGGGGCCCCUACCGCCAGGCCAAGGGAAGGAACAACCCUAUCGCUGUCAACUUCCCACCCUGCGCUGUCGAGGAGCUUGAAGAGGCAGUAGAGGUAUCCGAGGCCAGUGAGCGGAAGCGAGAGCAGGCUUUGGUCUACAUUGCUCAGUUCCGCCCCGAGAAGAACCAUACCCUGGUCAUUCAAGCUUUCGCCGACUUCCUGAACACCAAGUCCGAAGCCGCCAAGGAGGCGAAGUUGGUCCUCAUUGGUAGUGUCAGAGACGACCACGACUCCAAGCGGGUGUAUACGUUGCGCCUCUUGGUGAAUGAGCUCGGCAUCAAAGACCGUGUCGAGUUUCAUUUGGACGCUUCGUGGCCUGAAAUUCUGGACUGGCUGCAGAGGGCCUCCGUCGGUGUCAAUGGCAUGUGGAACGAGCACUUUGGCAUUGGUGUCGUCGAGUACCAAGCCGCCGGUCUGAUUUCCGUUGUCCACGCCAGCGGUGGUCCCAAGCUGGAUAUCGUUAUUGAAAUCGACGGCCAGCCCACUGGUUUCCACGCUACGAAUGUCAAGGAGUUCGCCGAGGGCUACGAAAAGGCCCUCUCCAUCAAGGAUCCGCUCCCUGUUCGCCUCCGCGCACGCCGGUCGGCCAAGCGCUUCACCGAGAGCGAGUUUGACGAGAAGUGGAUCGCCCAGAUGGAGAAGUUGGUGGCCAUGACGCCCUAG
Molecule: messenger RNA, 1707 nt
Organism: Colletotrichum lupini
Lineage: Eukaryota; Fungi; Ascomycota; Sordariomycetes; Glomerellales; Glomerellaceae
Product: alpha-1,2-mannosyltransferase alg-11
Exons: 5
Coding region: 1-1707 (568 amino acids)
Biological process (GO): protein N-linked glycosylation
Cellular component (GO): endoplasmic reticulum membrane
Molecular function (GO): GDP-Man:Man(3)GlcNAc(2)-PP-Dol alpha-1,2-mannosyltransferase activity
Source: RefSeq, a predicted model, not a curated record